This is a messenger RNA of Aspergillus homomorphus CBS 101889, 2023 nucleotides long. RefSeq names its product serine C-palmitoyltransferase subunit lcbA (gene lcbA). The transcript is spliced from 4 exons. Gene Ontology annotation, biological process: sphingosine biosynthetic process; ceramide biosynthetic process. Gene Ontology annotation, cellular component: endoplasmic reticulum. Gene Ontology annotation, molecular function: pyridoxal phosphate binding; serine C-palmitoyltransferase activity. The coding region runs from base 161 to 1675 and encodes 504 amino acids. NCBI's taxonomy places the organism in Eukaryota, Fungi, Ascomycota, Eurotiomycetes, Eurotiales, Aspergillaceae. The record is from RefSeq and is a predicted model, not a curated record.
UCUGACGCCAGCUCCUUUACUGGUUUCACCUCCGGUUCCAAUGCGAGAAAUUCGACUGUAGAUUGAUUUGCUGUUGUUUCCUUUCCUUCGACCCUGCUUUCCACCCCUACCGACGGCGUCUUUCGUCCAGCGCCCCGAGCGCUUCGCCAAAUCCGAGACCAUGGAUAUCCAGGAGACUCAGCGUCUUCUUGCGGAGUACCUCCAUGAGCUCGCGGCCCUGUUCCAUCGCCUACCGGGCUCCGCCAUUUUCCUACGUUACGUCAAGUCCAGCUACCAGAACGACCCGAUCCGAUCCGCCGUCGAGCUGUUCUUGUUCCUGUUCGCUGUUCGCUACCUUCUCGCCCCGAAGUAUUCGACCAAGCCCGGCGUGGUCCAGCUCUCGGAAGAUGAGAUCGAUGACCUCGUCGACGAGUGGACGCCGGAGCCACUUGUCGGCAAGCCUACUUCCUUGGAGGCUAUGGAGGUGGACAAGCGAACGGUGAUCGUUGGCCCCGUAGGUCCGAAAUCCAAGCUCGCGAACGGCCGGACGGUCAUGAACCUAGGCUCGUACAACUUCUACAACUUCAACACCAACGAAUCCCUCAAGGAGAAGGCGAUCCAGACGCUCCGCAACUACGGGGUCGGACCCUGCGGGCCCCGCGGCUUCUACGGAACCCAGGACGUGCACAUGAAGACCGAAGCCGACGUCGCCUCGUUCCUCGGCACCGCUUCCUGCAUCAUCUACGCGCAGGCGUUCUCCACCAUCUCCAGUGUGAUCCCUGCGUUUUCGAAGCGCGGCGACAUCAUCGUGGCCGAUAAGGGCGUCAGCUUUGCUAUCCGCAAGGGUAUCCAGAUCUCCCGCAGCAUCGUCCGGUGGUAUGAGCAUAAUGAUAUGGCGGAUUUGGAACGCGUGCUGGCUAAGGUCACUAAGGAGCAGGCUCGGAAGCCGCUCACUCGCCGGUUUAUUAUCACUGAGGGGCUGUUCGAGUCUUAUGGGGAUAUGGUUGAUUUGCCUAAGAUUAUUGAGCUGAAGCUCAAGUACAAAUUCCGACUGAUCCUUGAUGAGACUUGGUCGUUUGGUGUUCUCGGCCGCACCGGUCGCGGAGUGACGGAGCAUCAGAACGUCGAUGCGGCUGAGGUGGACAUGAUUGUGGGCUCGCUGGCCGGCCCAUUGAUUGCUGGAGGAGGCUUUUGCGCGGGUUCGGAGGAGAUCGUCCACCACCAACGGAUCUCGGCUGCGGCGUACACGUUCUCCGCCGCUUUGCCGGCCAUGCUGUCGACCACAGCGAGUGCCACGAUCAACAUGCUGCAGAAUAGUCCGGAGACGGUGAGCCAGCUGCGCGAGUACACCAAGGCCAUGUGGGCGCAGCUCGACCCUCGCAGUGACUGGGUGUACUGCACCAGUGCCCCGGAGAAUCCGAUGAUGAUCCUCGUCCUCAAGCCCGAAGUGGUCACGGCGAAGAAGCUCUCGGAGGAUGAUCAGCAGUUCUUGUUGCAAGAUAUUGUCGACGAGUGUCUCGCCAAUGGGGUUCUGAUCAGUCGCCUAAAGACUCUGCAGGACAACUUCGAGCCGAAGCAGGUGGUGGCGCCUGCUCUGAAGGUGUGCGUGACGAUCGGUUUGACGCGAAAGGAGAUCGAGAAGGCGGGCACCACCAUCCGCCACGCGAUCACGAAAGUCCUGAGCAAGAGGAAGUAAUGUUGAGCCGUCAUCCCUUUGCCUACUCCUUGAUCUGUUGGGGAUGGGCUAUGACGUUUAAUGCUUCCAUGAUAUGCCCUCUGCCCUCUUGUCAACAUGUUCUGCCCAGCCUCAUUGUUCCACCCAUUGUUGAUAAAACCACUGUCGAUGCACAGUUCUUGUACAGCAUAUUGCACCUAGAUGAACAGGUGCCCCGGAGCUCCCGCUGGACGCUCCUGCACAUGCCCAACCGGACGGGAGACUUGUCAUUGUUACCACGGGGUGAUGUUAGUCACCGAUCCAUGUUGCCCUACUUCUUUUGUUACCACGGGACCAUGGACAUUAUUAGAGAUCAUAUUAUUUUAAUAC